GUCCUCCGUCCGGACGGCACUGGGCACUGGGGUGAAUGGCGGAGGCAGACUCGGCCGCCCAGGAGAAAUCAUUAUAUAUUCUAAAAAUAUUUUCCCCCUUUUCUGUGGACUUAAAAUUAGUUUGGUUUGUAUUUGGAUUUGUUUUCAAAAUAUCAGUACCAUAAAUCCAUAUCAGUUACCAAAAAUUAGCGGAGUUAAACCAUGAGUUGUGGAAAAGAUUUUGUGGAAACAUUAAAAAAAAUUGAUUAUCCCAAAGCUGAUGUUCUUAAUGGGGAAGAUUUUGACUGGUUGUUUGAGACUGUUGAAUACCAGUCAUUUUUGAAGUGGUUUUGUGGGACAGUGAAUGAACAGAACGUGUUGUCUGAAGAAGAAUUAGAAGCUUUCAGCAUUCUUCAAAAAUCAGGCAAGCCCAUCCUAGAAGGAGCAGCAUUGGAUGAAGCUCUUAAAACCUGUAAAACUUCUAAUCUGAAGACACCUACCCUGGAUGACAAAGAGCUAGAGAAAUUAGAAAAUGAGGUUCAGACUCUGCAGAAAUUAAAGAACCUAAAAAUUCAACGACGUAAUAAAUGCCAAUUGAUGACUUCCAUAACUAGGCACAAAUCUCUGAGGUUAAAUGCUAAAGAAGCAGCAGCCACUAAAAAGCUGAAGCACAGUCAAGGAAUUCUAAUUGCUAUGAUUAGUAAGAUUAAGAAUGAACUUCAGGCUCUUACAGAUGGAGUUGCAAAACUGAUGAUGUUCUUCAGACCUUCGAAUUUGGGUCAAGGGACAAAUCCAUUGGUGUUUUUAUCCCAGUUUUCCUUGGAAAAAUACCUUAGCCAAGAAGAGCAAAGCACAGCAGCAUUAACUUUAUAUACCAAAAAACAGUUCUUUCAGGGUAUACAUGAAUUGGUUGAAAGUUCAAAUGAAGAAAAUUUUCAGCUUUUAGAUAUACAAGCACCAUCUACUUGUGAUAAUCAAGAAAUCCUUGAGGAGAGACGGCUAGAGAUGGCUAGGUUGCAGCUAGCAUACAUUUGUGCUCAGCAUCAGUUAAUUCACUUGAAAGCACGUAAUUUGAGCAUGAAGUCAAGUAUAAAAUGGGCGGAGGAGAAUCUUCAUAGACUCACUAGCAAGGCUCUUGGGAAAGAUAAUUUGGAUGCUAAAAUUUCUAGCUUGAACAAUCAGAUUCUGAAACUUGAAGAACAAAUUACUGAUAUAAAAGACAAAAGUUUGCCUACUGUGGUAAAAGAGAAUGCUCAGUUAUUGAAUAUGCCAGUUGUGAAGGGAGAUUUUGAUCUGCAGAUUGCCAAACAAGACUAUUAUACAGAAAGACAAGAGUUAGUUUUAAAUCAGUUGAUAAAGCAAAAGGCAUCAUUUGAACUUCUGCAGUUAUCUUAUGAAAUUGAAUUGAGAAAGCAUUGGGACAUACAUCGUCAUCUUGAAAAUUUGGUUCAAGAACUUAGUCAAAGUAAUGUGAUGCUCCACCAGCAAUUAGAAAUGCUAGCUGACCCAUCAGUAUCUCAGCAGAUAAAUCCAAGGAAUACCAUUGAUACCAAGGAUUAUUCUACUCACAGGCUUUAUCAACUUUUAGAAGGAGAAAAUAAGAAAAAAGAAUUAUUUAUAACCCAUGAAAACCUGGAGGAAGUGGCUGAGAAAUUGAAACAGGAUGUUUCUAUAGUACAAGAUCAAUUGGCAAUAUCUUCUCAAGAACAUUCUUUCUUUCUGUCCAAACUGAAUAAUGAUGUGGACAUGCUUUGUGAUGCUUUGUAUCAAGGAGGAAAACAACUUUUGCUUAGUGAUCAGGAGUUAACGGAGCAGUUUCAUCAGGUUGAAUCUCAACUGAACAAACUAAAUCAUCAUCUUACUGAUAUUCUUGCUGAUGUAAAGACAAAAAGAAAAAUUUUGGCAUCUAAUGAACUGCAUCAAAUGGAAAGAGAAUUAUAUGUAUAUUUUUGUAAAGAUGAAGAUUAUCUGAAAGAUGUCGUGGAGAAUUUAGAAAACCAAUCAAAGAUUAAGGCUGUUGAUCUUAAAGAUUGAAAAUUACUGAAGACUGAGUCUUUACUAUAUAUGCUGUGUUUUAAUGUUUUACAUAUUAGGAGAAUAUAGCUAAUAAACAGUACUAAA
Molossus molossus (Pallas's mastiff bat) is the source of this 2100-nucleotide messenger RNA. RefSeq names its product HAUS augmin like complex subunit 3 (gene HAUS3). NCBI's taxonomy places the organism in Eukaryota, Metazoa, Chordata, Mammalia, Chiroptera, Molossidae. The record is from RefSeq and is a predicted model, not a curated record. Gene Ontology annotation, biological process: centrosome cycle; spindle assembly. Gene Ontology annotation, cellular component: HAUS complex; centrosome; mitotic spindle. The transcript is spliced from 5 exons. Bases 202 to 2013 code for a protein of 603 amino acids.